This is a messenger RNA of Asterias rubens (European starfish), 2428 nucleotides long. RefSeq names its product mRNA cap guanine-N7 methyltransferase-like. Gene Ontology annotation, cellular component: nucleus. Bases 239 to 1408 code for a protein of 389 amino acids. Gene Ontology annotation, biological process: 7-methylguanosine mRNA capping. The record is from RefSeq and is a predicted model, not a curated record. Gene Ontology annotation, molecular function: mRNA 5'-cap (guanine-N7-)-methyltransferase activity. NCBI's taxonomy places the organism in Eukaryota, Metazoa, Echinodermata, Asteroidea, Forcipulatida, Asteriidae. The transcript is spliced from 9 exons.
AAACGACACCCGGACACUGUUUCAUUUUUUUUAUUUUUUAUUUUUUUAUAUUCUUAUAUCGUGGAUCGAUUGGUGGUGGAAACGUGAGCAACUGUUAUUUUUAUAGAGGGCGCUGUUUGAAUAAUUGCAACAAUGGCUGCAUGACAUACAUGUGGAUGUGUGUGAACAACAAGAAGGAGUCCCUUUUGGUUUUUGUCUGAAUUGUUCGUAAUUUUGAGAAUUAGUGACCAUAUUGAAAAUGGCAGACGUUGCUGUUACAGAGGAUGCAGUUGCAGAUAAUCCCAUCCAAAAGAGUGAUACUACUAGCGUGACUAGUACUACUGUUAUUACAAAGACGUUACCUCACAAAGACACUCACCAGCUUACAGACAGUAUUGCUGAUAGCGUUGUUGCAAAACACUACAAUGACCGCAAGGAUGUAGGCCUCCAGGAGAGGACACAAAGUAGAAUUUUCUUCUUGAGGAACUUUAACAAUUGGACAAAGAGUGUGUGUAUUGCCGAUGCCAUACAACGCCUUAGGAACAGUGACCCAAAUGCUAGAUUGACAGUGCUCGAUCUCUGCUGUGGCAAAGGUGGUGAUUUGCUCAAAUGGAAGAAGGGAAGAAUCUCUAAACUUGUUUGUUCAGAUAUAGCAACAGUUUCUCUUCAGCAAUGUGAAGAGAGAUAUAAUGAGUUAGGAAACCGAUCUGGUGACCAGACUUCAUUUACUGCUGAGUUCAUCCCAGCUGACCUGUCCAAGGAACUCCUGAGUGAGAAAUACAAAGACCCCCAAAUCACCUUUGAUCUUGCCAGUUGUCAGUUUUCCUACCAUUACUCAUUUGAGAGCUAUGCACAGGCAGAUGUGAUGCUACGAAAUGCAUGCGGGAAUCUUCGACCUGGUGGUUACUUCAUUGGAACUGUGCCAAAUGGCUGUGAGCUUGUACGAAGAUUACGGGCGUCUGGUGGGACUAGUUUUGGCAAUGAUGUUUACAACGUAACUUUUCACAGCAAAGAUGACUUUCCCCUGUUUGGAUGUAGGUAUGACUUUCAUCUUGAAGGUGUGGUGGACUGUCCAGAAUUUCUUGUGUACUUCCCAGUACUUGAAGAAAUGGCUAGAAAGUACCAGAUGAAGCGUGUGUACUACGAGUCAUUCUCUGAUUUCUUCAACAAGAAGGCAUAUCACCCAGAAAACAAGCAACUUCUUUCCAAAAUGAAAUCCUUGGAGCCAUUUCCUGCAGAUCGAGAUGCUACUCCGAGCAGUUCUACAGAGGGCGAUUAUGACCACGCUAAGGAGCAUCUCAAACAAGACAGGCGUCUUAAAUUGGGGACACUGUCCAAGUCUGAGUGGGAAGCAACAAGUUUGUAUUCAGUGUUUGCUUUUGUUAAAGAGAUUCCAGAUCUACCCCAGUCUUCUCCUAAUUCAUUAUGACAAUAACACUGUUAGUCAUUUUUGUAUAUUUAUAUGAAUAUGAUUUUAUAAAACCUAAUAUCAAAGUUGCCCAAGUGUGGUGUUUUGGUGGUAGCCGACUUACAUGUGCAACCUGCAGGCAACCUAUGAAUGGAAAAGUAGUCAAUGUGUCAAAAAUGUUUGUCAAUUAUGUGAAAUAAUAUUGAAGCAUAAGCUUGGUUUGAUUUCUGAAACAAAAGACUUAAAGUUUAGGUUUAUAAGCAGAAAACUAAAAAACUUCAAUUUACAGUUUUACAAAUAUUAGAGUAAUAAAAGUCUGUCAGUAAUUGAAAAAGGAAAUUUGAAUAAUGUUAACUAAAACAUGGUUUGUCAUUCAAGAAAUAAAUAAAGCAGAUUGAUUUGUGUAAGGAUAGUAAUAACCCAAAUGUUUUUUCUGUUAUGGUUGUUCAAUCAGCUGUAUUAUUAAGUAUUGCUAAUAUUUUGACAGGGUAAGUCUGGUAAAUGAGAACUGUUUAAAACAAAACAAAAUAUUUAAUAAUAAGUUAAACAGGCCAUUCCAAAAUGAAUGCUACAGUAAAGAACGAAUGGGUGCAAAAUAAAACAAAAUACAUGUACAUGUUAUCAAGUAGGAAAAAAACAAUUCUUUUCAUUUUUAAAAACCAGAGGAAGACAAAUUUAAAUCUCUCUGUAAAACUAAAGAGGUCGUUGGUGUUAACCAAUAAUUUAAUUUAAUAUUCCAUUUUUGUUUUGUGUUUCAAUAACAUGUGAUUUGGUAAAAAUGUUGAACACCGAAUUUGUAAAUUAGUCAAAGUUAAGUUCAUGUGUGGCAGUUUUGGGUUGGUUUCAUAGGGAAAUAAUGAUGCAAAGUAAUUUUGAAGUUGGUUUUGUAUUAUCUUUUCCCUUCUUCUACUUCUUCUAUGUAUGUUGCCUCAAGCCUCCUUUAAAAAAAAACAAAGGAACAUGUAAGAACUUGCUAAUAUAUUGAGUAAUUUGGAUUUUGUUCAUGACUGAAUAAAAUAAUGUGUGAUGAUGUAAACUAAA